AUGUUAAGAUCUGCUUCAAUUAGAACUGCUACUUUCCGUCGUUGUUUUUCAAGGGAAUCCAUCCCUUACGACAAGACAAUUAAAAACCUUUUGAUUCCAAACGGUACAAAAGUUAUAUUUCAAGGUUUUACAGGUAAACAAGCUACUUUCCAUGCUGAAAUCUCACAGAAAUACGGUACCGAUGUCGUAGGUGGUACAAAUCCUAAAAAAGCAGGCCAAACCCAUUUGGGACAACCUGUUUUCGCUACAGUUGCUGAAGCUGUGAAGGAAACAGGUGCUACCGCUUCAGGUAUCUUCAUCCCACCUCCUUUCGCUGCCGCUGCCAUUAAGGAAGCUGUCGAAGCUGAAAUCCCAUUGGCCGUCGCAGUCACAGAGGGUAUCCCUCAACAUGAUAUGUUAUAUAUCGCUGAAAUGUUGAAAUCACAAGAUAAAACAAGAUUAGUAGGUCCAAAUUGUCCUGGUAUCGUCAACCCUGUCUCAAAGGUUAGAAUCGGUAUCCAGCCAACAAGUAUCUUUAAACCUGGUAAAAUUGGUAUCAUUUCAAAGUCUGGUACUUUGACUUACGAAGCCGUACAACAAACCACUCUAACAGGUUUAGGUCAAACUUUGGUUAUCGGUAUGGGUGGUGACGCCUUCCCAGGUACUGACUUCAUUGAUAGUUUACAAUUAUUCUUAGAAGAUGAUGCUACAGAGGGUAUUAUAAUGUUAGGAGAGAUCGGUGGUACUGCUGAAUUAGAAGCUGCUGAAUAUUUGAAAGAAUUUAACAACAGUAGAGCUGUUCCAAAACCAGUAGCAUCCUUCAUCGCUGGUACUGUUGCCGGUCAAAUGAAAGGUGUCAGAAUGGGUCAUUCAGGUGCUAUCGUUGAAGGUUCUGGUACAGACGCUGAAUCAAAAAAGAGAGCCCUAAGAGACGUCGGCGUCGCAGUCGUAGAAUCUCCAGGUCAUCUAGGUAAGGCUUUAUUGGAUCAAUUCGCCAAGUUAAAAUAA
Messenger RNA from Vanderwaltozyma polyspora DSM 70294, 987 nucleotides. It is a transcript of the gene LSC1, whose product is annotated as succinate--CoA ligase (GDP-forming) subunit alpha. The transcript has a single exon. NCBI's taxonomy places the organism in Eukaryota, Fungi, Ascomycota, Saccharomycetes, Saccharomycetales, Saccharomycetaceae. Gene Ontology annotation, biological process: tricarboxylic acid cycle. The record is from RefSeq and is a predicted model, not a curated record. Gene Ontology annotation, cellular component: succinate-CoA ligase complex (ADP-forming); mitochondrion. Bases 1 to 987 code for a protein of 328 amino acids. Gene Ontology annotation, molecular function: succinate-CoA ligase (GDP-forming) activity; succinate-CoA ligase (ADP-forming) activity.